GUCCUACAGUUGUGAAAUUUCUGCGCCGGCAAUUCAAAUUUCUGCAAUUUGCAACAUAUUUCUGUAAAUAAACAUUUUAAAUGGCUUCUAACAAGGAAUGCCUCAUAAUUGUGCUGGAUGUGCGCACUUGUGCCGCCGAAGAAGUCAAACUCAAAGCCGCAAAAUGUGUGGCGGAGAUUCUCAAGGACAAGAUCGUGUGCGAUAAGAAGGAUUAUGUGUCUUUUGUCCUAGUGGGAUGCGACAGCAAUAAAGACGAUAAUAGGGGCAAAAACGAGAAUCACAAAGCCUAUCCAAAUGUGGUGCGAUUUGGAGACCCACAACUGUGCAAUUGGAAGCUCUUACUGGACUUCUUUGCGUUUGUCAACAAAACCGCUUGCGAGGAGGGACAAUGGUUGGAUGGUUUGCAGGCGGCCAUGGAACUGCAGGACACUGCUGUGUCUUUUAAGACAGCGAGGCAAAGGAUUCUCCUCCUCUUCGAUUUCAAUGACUUUCCGCAGGACUACGAGAUGUUCAACGAAAUCACGGACGAUUUGCUCAACAAGAACAUCAAUUUAAUUGUGGGCACCCACAACAUAGCCUACAUAGACAAUGCCGAGACCGAUCAACCGCAGGCCAUUUUCAACUUCUCCCGAAAGUGCGGCUCCGUGGCGCUGGAGAACCAGAAGCACGUUCUCAGCCUCGUUCCCCGCUGCAAUGCUACGCUGUGCAGCUUCAAGGAGGCCCUGCUCACAGUCUUCAAGGUGACCAAUCGACGGCCGUGGGUGUGGAACGCCAAGCUGCACAUCGGCAGCAAGAUCUCCAUUAGCCUGCAGGGCAUGAUCGCAAUGAAGAACCAGACGCCGGUCAAGUUGGUCAAGGUCUGGGCGGAGGACGAUGAGACGGUGACCCGCGAGAUACGGCACUUCAUUAAGGGCACCGAGGUGACACCGCUGCCGGAGGAUUUGAUGGCUGGCUACAUGCUGGGCGGCACUCCGGUGCCCUACGAUGACACCCUGCUGGAGCCAAAAGAACCGCAUCCGCCUGGCCUGCAUUUCUUCGGGUUCAUCAAGCGAAAUGCGGUGCCGGAUGAGUACUUUUGUGGCGAUUCCUUGUACCUUCUGGCGCACCAGAAGGGCAACAAAGCCGCCGGCGUCAAACUGGACGCCCUUGUGCGUGCCCUGCUCUCUUCGGAUCAGGCCAUCCUCUGCUGGAAGAUCUUCAGCGCCAAGUUUAAUAGGCCCAAUAUGGUGGUGCUUCUACCCCGACUAGCAGACGAUAACCAUCCGGCCACUUUGUACAUGUUAGAGGUGUCCUACACGGCCCAGCACCAUUUCUGGGACUUUCCCGCCCUGCGGACCACCAAGACGCAGUGCAGCGAGGACCAGCUGGACGCCAUUGACCAGCUAAUCGACAGCACCGACCUGGAAUGCAGUUUGCGGGACACGCAACAACCGCGUCCGUGGUCCCAAAACGAUCUGCUGCCCUUCGACGGACUGCCUAGCAUAUUUGAGCAAAACGUGAUGGACGUCCUGGAGCGAAAGGUUAUCAAGGAUAACGAUCGCGAUGAUAAAGUGCUCAAGGACAAGAAAUUCGCGGAUGUCUUUUGGCGUGUGCCGGAACCUCUGGAGGAGAAGUCCAAAAGGGCGGCGGUCGGUGUUAAGAAGCUCUUUCCACUGCGCUUCAGUCGCGCCUGGCAGGAAAAGCAGCUUGCCAAGGAGCAGGCGGAAAAUGGGGUGCAGGUCAAGCAGGAGCCGCCGGAGAAGGAGAUCCCCUUGCCGUCGGACGGCGUGGGUCUGACCAAUCCCGGUGCAGAUUUUACUCGCAUCUUGGCUAGCGUUAGCUCCAUCACAAAUGCCACCCAGCGAGAUGCCCGCUUUCAGGCGCUGGCUGCCGAUACUCGCGUGGUUAUUCUCACCCUAAUGGAGCGCAAAAAACUGAACCUGAAUGAGCUGGGCGAGAUUAUCAAACUGUACCGGCAGAGCUGCUUGGACUUCAAUGCCUUCCUGGAGUACGACAAGUUCGCAGAGGAGAUAAAGAAGGUCGCGGUGGCAAAGAAUCACAGUGGAUUUUGGCAGGACGUCAUGGUGGACAAACAAUUAGGGCCUUUGGUCUUGGGUGAACCCACCCUGGACGACGAAUUGGCCCUGAAAGCCUACUAUACGGUCGAAAAUUGGGAACAGGAGGAAGAAAUGGAGAACUAAACUUUUUUUUAUAUUAAGCUAAGUUGUUAUCUUUCGCCAUUUGUAUAUUCAUUCCAUACUUUUGAUUGGAAACAAAAUGUUUAUUAAAUUUAUUU
Molecule: messenger RNA, 2275 nt
Organism: Drosophila rhopaloa
Lineage: Eukaryota; Metazoa; Arthropoda; Insecta; Diptera; Drosophilidae
Gene: Ku80
Exons: 5
Coding region: 81-2180 (699 amino acids)
Biological process (GO): cellular response to gamma radiation; DNA recombination; cellular response to X-ray
Cellular component (GO): nucleus; Ku70:Ku80 complex
Molecular function (GO): damaged DNA binding; double-stranded DNA binding; telomeric repeat DNA binding
Source: RefSeq, a predicted model, not a curated record